CUAUAUUUGGAGUUAUAGAGUUUUUUUUGGAGAUGCUCUAAGUGCUGUACGAAUUGAGUAAAGUAGUGUAUACGCAUUGGGCAGGUGAAACGAAUAGUAUAUGAAAACACAACGUGGAGAUUACAUUCUUAAUACAUAUAUACAAUUUUCAUCGAAAUAUGCAUAUAAAUAUAUAGAUAUUAAUUCAUGCACAUUCUUUUUAGGCAAUUUACAAAUAUAUGCAUGUUACACACAGAUCUAUAAUUUUUUUAUGUACUAGUACAAAGUAUACAAAUAGGUCAAACUACUUGACAAAUUACAACCAUGUGCGUUUGUUUCUCCUUGUAUUGUAAAAUAUAAAUAUGAUAAGAGUAAAAUGAGCUUAUUCCAAAAUACCACACAUAUAUAUUAUAAAAAGUAGCCAAAAUUUAAAGAAUGAAAUGGAUUUAAUAGUAAACGAUUAUGUUAUUUUUAUUAUAUAAGUAUUGUAAACUUUUGAAGUGGUAAAGCUAUUUUAUUUUCUACAGAAUUUACAAACUAAUGUGGAUUUCUGAAAAGAUAUUAUAUAUACUUCAUUCUAUAACAACUGUAAAUAUUUGGAAAAUUAGAAAUACCUCAAAAAGAAUGCGUGGCUGCUUCAAUAGAAAACAUAAAAAGAGAGGCUCCACCAACUUCACUUAGAACAAGACAAGACUAUACAAUUUUAAGAAUCAAUAUCUUGAGUACCAUCUUGUAAUCAUGUUAAUGAUGAAGAAAGAAAACAAAAACAUAUUGAUUUAGCCUUUAUGUAAUGUAUAAUAAUUUAGUUCAAUAAUUCGUUUAUGAAUUGUAACUCCCUAAACUAUCGGUUUUAUACUAGAUUAGUUAAAUAAUUUAUACUGUAUAUUUUGAUGAUAUAACAUAUAAACAAAAUGUAUUGCUCGUAUAGUUACUCCUCUCUUGUUUCCACAUGAAUUAUAAUAUGUUAUGCUUUUAGUGAACUUAUUUUUAUGAUUUGAAUAUAUUUUAAGUAUAAUUUAACUGUUAACAAAAUAACAAAAUGACCCCGAUACUUCAGAUAGGCAAAAACAGCAUAUACAUUUUGCUUAUGUGAUUAGUUCACAUUUAAGACCGUAAUUUCUAACUGAAGUUUGUUUCUUAUAAUAAGGCAGUAUAUAAAUUCGUGUGACACUGGUUGACUGUGUAUAUAUAUAUUACCUUGAAUUGAUUCAGACGAUUCAGCUAAUCUAGACUCUAGUCUUGUAGUAGUCAAAGCUGAGAAAUGAUACCCUUUUUGUUUUCAAAAGCAAUAGAGUACAUGACUAAUCAAUUGAUGUUUCGUGAAACCUAAAUUUUUUUAAAAAAUUAAUCAAUCUCUUCAGAAACUAGGUGCCUUCGUGUCUCGUACCGUCACUUGUGUUGAACCGGCGUCAAACGCCCACUCUCGCUGACCUCACCCAUAACAAAUACACACAUUAUAUCAGAUAUAUAUGAAACCUUAUAAUAUUCAGUAAAAUUAACUAUCAAAUAAUAUUAUCACAACAACCUCCACGCACAAACCAACCCCCCUCUUCUCUAUAUAUACACACAUUUGCCUCCACUUCUUCUCGUUCAAACAUUACAUAAUCCUUUGAUUAGUAUUAAAAAGUAUAUCCUUAUCUUCAACCAAGAAUGGGCGAGAAACAAGAAGGUGCCAAGGUUGAACAAGAGAAGAAGGCAGCCACCGUAGUCUCUACUGAGACAACCGACAACAAGCCAAAGAGCGGCGGAGGAGAUGCAGCCGCAGCCCCGGCCGUGGCUGCUGCAUCUGCCUUUGUCUACAAAGUGGAUAUGCACUGCGAAGGUUGCGCAAAGAAGAUCAAGCGAAUGGUGAAGCACUUCGCCGGAGUGAAAGAUGUGACGGUGGAUAUGGGUGGGAACAAGCUCAUGGUGGUCGGGAAGAUCGAUCCGAUAAAACUCCAGGAGAAGUUGGAGGAAAGAAUGAAGAGAAAGGUGGUACUGGCCAACCCACCGCCACCAUCACCGCCGAAAGUAGACGCAUCUACCGCCACCAGUGGAGAGAAGAAAGCCGAUGGUGUAGAUAAGGCGGCUGCUCCUGCUCCUCCACCCCCGGCCGCUCCUAAAGAGAGCUCGGUUGCUUUGAAGAUCAGACUUCAUUGCGAAGGAUGUAUUCAGAAAAUCAAGAAAAUAAUAUUGAAAAUUAAAGGCGUCCAAACGGUGGCUAUUGAUGCAGCCAAAGACAUGGUGACCGUGAAAGGCACUAUGGAUGUUAAAGAACUUGUGCCUCUACUAGCUAAAAAGCUAAAAAGAACGGUUGAGCCUCUUCUUCCGGCUAAAAAAGACGACGGUGCCGCCCCUCCCGCCGCCAAGAAAGAAGUCCCAGCCGCUGGAGCUAACGAAGCAAAGAAGGAAGGAAGUGAAGUCGUAGAGAAGAAGCAAGAGGGUGGCGAUAAUAAGAAAGAAGUCGGAGAGAAAAAGAAAGAGGCUGGUGACGGUGGAGACAAGAAGAAAGAGGCCGGAGACGGUGAGAAGAAGGAAGGUGGCGGCGUAGGAGGAGGAGUUGCGCCGGUGGCAAAGGUGAAUAAAAUGGAUUAUUAUGGAUACUCAUAUCCGACGGCUCCAAUGUAUUGGCAAGAAGGACACGUGUACGGACAGAGUUAUUCGAUUGAAGGUCAGACUUAUCCGAUGGGAGGUCAGAGUUAUCCAGGUUCAGGAUACAAUUACUCGAGUGAAAGUUAUGUGCCGUACUCGCAUCAGAAUAUGAACACGCCUCCUGGAAUGUUCAGCGAUGAGAACCCUAAUGGCUGCUCUGUUAUGUAAACAUGCGCUUGAAUUGUAGAUACACGAUACUUAGUCGAACUCGAAACCUAAAAUGUGGAACAUUCACAAAUGGGUAGCUUUAGAUAAAUUUUUGAAAUUUGAGAUAAGAUCGUUUUUUUUUUGCGUAUUAGUUCUUUUAAAUAUUUAACUAAUUAGUUU
Molecule: messenger RNA, 2937 nt
Organism: Brassica rapa (field mustard)
Lineage: Eukaryota; Viridiplantae; Streptophyta; Magnoliopsida; Brassicales; Brassicaceae
Product: heavy metal-associated isoprenylated plant protein 5
Molecular function (GO): metal ion binding
Source: RefSeq, a predicted model, not a curated record